AUGCUCUAUCAUCGUUCUCCACCUCGGUCUGCCUCUGUAUCCUCAGUUCACUUGCUAAUAAUCAAAAUGUCAACAAUUCCACCGUCCACCGAUUGGAAUGCCGGAUCAGAGGAAGGCGUCUCCUCGCGUCUGUUUUGUGUUUACCUGGAAGAAAAUGGCGACGACACGGAGAUCGAUGGUGUUGUCCAUCAUCUGCCGUCAGCAGCAUUGGCUCCCCGCCAUGAUUCGGAGGAGAGUACUACCCUAGAAAUCCAAUUCAAGUUCUGGAAGAGCAAGAGACGCAAAGUCUCUGGCAUUAGAACGUUGCGUGUGCCAAUGCAAAAAAGAAUUACCGUUGGGUUCGUCAAAGAUUUGAUUCUGAAAGAGGACUCUUUUUCCAAGGAAUAUCGUGAAGCACUCCACCAUGUCACUGACAACAACAACGGCGACGACGACAACAAUGGUGACGACAGAAAAGUAUUGGAACGGAAAUCACUUCAUCUUUUCAUGAACCAUUGGAAUGGCACAGAGCUUCAACCGGACAAGUUCCCGUUGCCAAGGCAUUUUGUGCAUAACGCUGCUAGAUCCACUGAAGCAAGAAACCAUGGAUCCCAAGGGAGAAAUGUCAAAGGAUGUGUCUAUGUCAUGGUUGAUUAUUUGCUCCGGGUUCACUUUAUCGAAAGGCCGCUGACGAAACGGGAAAGGGAAAGCAAGCUCAGAUGGAAACACCAACAGCAGCCAACGCGUACAAUAGGAGGGGACGCCAAUGUGUCCGCUGCUCAAGAUGCGCUUCAAUGGACCCCAGGCACUGUCCUGACCAUUCCUGUUCUCUUGAAGCGUCACACAACGCAACAGAUCAAGGAGAUGAUUGCCGAAAAGAUCACAAUGCAGGUGGAGCGUCUGCAUCUCAUGUGGAAGGAUCGGGAGCUGUUCAAAGACGAGCCGUUGCCCAUGAUGAUUCAGAAUGUUCUCUUGGGAGGUCGGGGCGGCGAAGCUUCCUCAGAGCAUACACUGUGCAAUGAUGGUGACGAGGAAGUAGACGAAUCUAGCAGAGGACUACACGACAAUGGAGAAAAUGGCGACGAAGGAGACAUCUUGAAACUCUGGGUAAAUCAGUGGGUCGUCCGCAUUCGUACCUUACAGGGGCUGUUCUUUGAGUUGGGAGUUGAUCCAUAUGAGCCACUUGUAGGGCUGAAGGUGCAGCUCUGUCGAAAACGUGAACGAUUGGCAGUUGCAAGCCCAGACCAGGUGAUUCUGAUUCGAGGGGAUGGCGUCGUAUUGGAUGAUGAAAUUUCGUCUGUCGACAAACCGGGUGAUGGGGAAAGCUCGUGUCACUUGCAACCACUGCAACGCCUUGGGGUUACGAACGGGUGCACUCUGCACCUAACUCUGCGUCAGUAUUACGUCUCGCCUUCAAAGAUCGUGGGAAAGAGCUGCUGUCGGAUUCCCAAGGCAGAACAUCGUGGCAUUACAUUGCGUCAACUUCGAGAAGUUGCCACUACGAUCUUGGUGCAAUGCAGAAAACAGCAGUGGACUAGGUCGAGCCCGUGUGGUAAGGAGAGACGGCUGGAAUCUGGCGAUGUGACGCUCUACGAUUUGAUGGACAACUAUUUGCACCCGGUCACCAUGAAACACAAGUGCAGCUACGUGGUGCUUGUGUCGGAAAAUGAACAAGAUCAGAUUCCACGCGUCUUCUGCAGUCACUUUUGGGGAUCGAGCGUUCUGCAUCUUUUGGCCUGCUUGGAGCAACAUGCUUUUGACAGGAAUAUCGGUGACACGACACCCUACUGGAUAUGCGGAUACGCCCUGUGUCAGCAUGACGUAUCGAGGGAGCUGGAAGUGGGAAACAACCUUGCUGACACUCCCUUCUAUAAAGCAAUGACACUGUCGCAAGGGACCGUGUCAAUUCUGGAUAGCCAUGCAACUUGCUAUAGCAGGAUAUGGUGCUCGUACGAAGUCAGCGUAGUAAUGAACGAUCUGAAAGCGCGAAGUCCAUCUUCUGCGCAGGGCCAUUUCUAUGAUGUGUACACGUUGGCAAAAGACGCCGAAGGCGACCCCUACUCCCCUGUGGGGCUUACAGAAGGAACAGUUGCUUCCGACAGAUAUACACGCAAUGCAGAUGGCACUCUCAAUGUGGCAAAGCGCAUGUCUACCUUAAAGUGGAACGACGCAAGGCGCAAACGCCAGUUAUCCUUCCCUCUGGAACUCUGCCACCAAGCUCUGGAGGUAAAAUUGGAACACGCUCAAGCAUCGAGGCAGCGGGACAAGAACAUGAUUCUCAACAGCAUCGUUGGUAACGUCAUCGACUCGUCAACGGAACCCCCACAAUUCCAUGAUGCAUACGAUGAUCUGAAUGCUGCUUUGCGGGGGAAGUUUGCGGAAUCGGCAUAUCGGAUGGCGCUUGAAUCUGGAAACGAAGCCCUGCUCCGAGACUUUCGCUUUGCGCUAUUCGCUGCCCCGUACAACCGGCUGGCCAUGUCGUUUGAAGGGUGUAGCGAGUUCAAGAGUGACUCAAAGCGCUUUGCAGAAUCUAUUCCUGCGUCAUUGGAGCACUUGGAACUGGACAUCGGAAGGAUCGGGUUCAAAGGAUUGGGAGACUUUGCUGAAGGCUUAGCCCGUCUGCACAAGCUCAAAUCCUUGAAGCUGAAGGCCAGCUUUUGCAGAGUGCUGAAAGACAUCAACGCUCUCUUGAAACAGGUUGGCCAGUUUCAAAUGCUGCAGAGACUUGAGCUUGAUUUCUCCGAAUGCCCCUCCAUAACUUCUGUGGACGGGCUGGAGACGGCGUUCCCAAAUCUACAACAACUUGCUUUCUUGUCCAUUAGAAUGGGCAACUGCAACAAUCUAUCGUCGCUAAAGAUAUUCGCCGCAGGUCUAGCUGAUGUUGCCAACGCUCUCAGUACCUGCCAUCUUGAUUUUGGAUGCCAAGACUUGAAAGAUGUUGAUGAGCUAGGCAAUGCUUUCCGGCGCAUGAUCCAUGCCAAUGAGGUUUCUCUGACUACGAAAGGAUGCACCAUCCGGUCGCUAGCAAAAAUUGGUGAAGGGCUCAAAUUUGCGGAGAGCCUAGUCUCGCUCCACUUGCAUAUGUACUCAAGCAGGCAUCUUGUUGACAUUGGCGGUUUGGGAGAAGCCUUGUUAAACAAGCCCCUCCUUGCUAGUUUGGAGCUUUCAUUCAUGGGCAGUCAACACGUCUCCUCUAUUGGAGAGCUCACAAAGGGUCUAGAGGAUUGCAUCCAUCUACGGUCUCUGCAUCUGAACCUGAAGAACUGCAAAGGGCUGGUGUCUAUUGUCGGCCUUGGAUACGCUAUUCAAAAGAUGAAAGUAUUGGAGAAGGUGUACCUGUAUUUUCAAGGCUGUGAUCAACUAGAGUCAGUCGACAAUCUGGCCGAUGCCCUGCAAACUGGGUCAUAUCCAUGUUUGCAGCGCUUGUGGCUCCACUUUGGCACGGAUACAGCGUUGGCCCUCCCACCUCACUUCAACUUUUUAUCACUAGUAGAUGAAAUGCCCUCCAUGAAGUCCCUGUGUCUCCGGUUUCCGUUUUGCAAAAGGAUUGUUUCGCUUGCUGGAUUGGUCAAAGCUCUAGAGUUUCUUUUGUUCAAGCAGAGUCGGAGGUUGGAUUUGCUGGAGCUUGAUUUUGAGGACACGUCGGAUCCAGAGGACAAACACGUUUUGGAAGUCUUCAAGAUUAUUGGAACAGCUCGUAUCGAGAAACUGGACUUGAGAUUCACAGGUUUUCCAAGGAUCCAAUCGCACAAGCGUCUCGAUCAUGAGAUAUCCAAGUCGCAGCUCGGCGCUCGAGCUGGCCAGCUCUAG
Seminavis robusta is the source of this 3789-nucleotide messenger RNA. The record is from the annotation of a GenBank genome assembly. NCBI's taxonomy places the organism in Eukaryota, Bacillariophyta, Bacillariophyceae, Naviculales, Naviculaceae.